Molecule: messenger RNA, 741 nt
Organism: Melitaea cinxia (Glanville fritillary)
Lineage: Eukaryota; Metazoa; Arthropoda; Insecta; Lepidoptera; Nymphalidae
Product: sugar transporter SWEET1
Exons: 5
Coding region: 16-702 (228 amino acids)
Biological process (GO): carbohydrate transport
Cellular component (GO): membrane
Molecular function (GO): sugar transmembrane transporter activity
Source: RefSeq, a predicted model, not a curated record
GUUUUUAUAGACAAAAUGGACGCCCUCGGAGAUUUGUUGCUGCCUUACAAGGAGCCAGUUGCGAUGGUAGCGAGAAUCGUCACCAUCGGUCAGAUGUUCUCUGGCAGCUUCCUCUGCUACGACAUUUACAAGCAGGGCAGCACUGACGGGGUUUCAAUUAUAGGCUUCCUUGGAGGUUUAGUUAUGAGCAUCCUAAACUUAAAGCUCGGUUUCAUCCUCCGCGAUGACACGAUGAUCCAAGUGAACUACUUCGGUUUGGCCCUGAACAUCAUUUACACCACGAUCUUCUACCAGUACUCAGCACAGAAGGGCAAGGUCUGGACACAUAUAGGUAUGGCUGGUGCGUUCAGCGUGGCGAUCAUCGGUUACGCUGAGAUGGAAGAUCCGCAACUGGUUGAGAACAGAUUGGGUGCCAUCAGCACUGCGUUUAUGUUCUAUUUGAUUUCAUCACCACUUUUCGGUUUGAAACACAUAAUUAAGAACAAGAGCACCAAAGGAAUGCCCUUCCCCAUCAUAUUCUCCGGUACCAUCGUGUGCUUCAUGUGGCUGCUAUACGGAAUUAUCUUGAAGAAUAAGUUCCUUAUUCUCCAGAACGUAGUAGUGUUCGUUUUAUGCGUGUUCCAGCUAAGUCUCUUCGUAAUCUAUCCUUCCAAACCCAAAGGCAAGGAGCAGGAAAAGGCGAAAGCAAAGAAGAUCAACUAAAUAUAGAUAAAUGUGAUUAAAGCAAAUGAUGAAUAAUGA